UAUAAGUUAAUUGUAUUUUGAAGGAAGAGUUGAUAUAAUGGACGUAUUUUGAUUGGGAAAGAAGAAUAAAGUGAAGGAGAGUAGGAUUAAGACUAAGAAGAAAGUUACUAAGAAGCUUACUGAAGAGUCGAAACUUACUGAUAAGACUACUAAGAAAGUCAAGAAAUCGCUGAAAAGCACCAAGAACGUAACAACUGAGGGGUUAAAAAAACCUCCAAAAGCAGUACUGAAAAAGUUUGGAUCAGAGCCAUCUCCUACCUUAUCUCCAGAGGAGAAGAGGAAGAUCUUUAAGAAGAAAAUCAGGAAGGUUAUGAGGAGAUGCAGUGAGCAAGAUUCAGUCCACUCUCCUUCUCCCUCUAUCUCCUACAAUCCUUUGUUUAAUUUCAAGAAUAUUGACAUAGAGUAAGCAAACCUAUUGGUUGCCCCAAAAACACUCGGACAAUAACUUCUAACUUGAUAGUAAUAUAAUAAACUUUCC
Moneuplotes crassus is the source of this 478-nucleotide messenger RNA. The record is from the annotation of a GenBank genome assembly. NCBI's taxonomy places the organism in Eukaryota, Ciliophora, Spirotrichea, Euplotida, Euplotidae.